Molecule: messenger RNA, 1326 nt
Organism: Physella acuta
Lineage: Eukaryota; Metazoa; Mollusca; Gastropoda; Physidae
Molecular function (GO): GTP binding
Source: RefSeq, a predicted model, not a curated record
AAGUCCAUUAAACUUUGGCCGGUGUGUUGUCCUGCUACGAAACCUGUUACAUCGAUGUUCACCAGAAUACUUUAACACAGUUGAAGCUGUGGGUGUGUGUGUUAAACCAACAGCAGUCUUCUAAGAUGUCAGAUUCACAAAGUAAAAUCUUUCUAUUAACUGGUAGAACCGGCAAUGGCAAAAGUUCAACCGGAAAUUUCUUUCUGUCUGGGCUGUAUUUCCUCCCACAUAGUAGUCUAUCUGAUGAUACGAGAAUACUUCGCUACUCUGCUACAGUUACAGGCAGAGCUAUAACGGUGAUAGAUGGAACUGGUAUUGGGGACAUUGGAGAAGAUCUGGCUUGUAGUGCCGAGGAUUUGUUGGAAAACACAAGAGAAGCUUUACAAGAUGGCGGGUUUGAUGUCCUGGUGUUUGUUCUAAAGUACGGCGUGAGAUUCACCAAACAAGAGAAAGACGCCGUACAGAGGGUUAAAGACAUGUUUGGUGAGGAUGUGUUCAAAACACGAGGUGUCAUUGUCAUGACGUAUGGGGAUAAUUUUCAACUUGACAACGAAGAUGAAAAUGUUGAAUUUGUUGACUGGUGUCGUAGACAGACAGGAGAAGUUGAAAAUCUUUUUGAGGAAGUUCAGUAUAGGAUUGUUUUAGUUAACAACAAGACCAAAGAUAAAACGGCAACCCGGGAAGAAUUUUUCGCUCUAACAGAUAAACUUAAUAUUAGUACUUAUACUAUAACUGACUUUGACAAAAACAAAACUAAACACGAUUUUAUCGUCGUCAACGAGAAUCGUCCAAAGCAUAUUAAGGUAGUCAAAGAUUUCAUCGCGACUGUCCAUGCACAGAUAAAGAAAAACUACUUCACAUACGCCAGUGAUAGAAAGAUGUUGGUUUCGGAACUUGAAACGUGUAAGAAGCAAUUAGAAGAAAAGUUAGAACUUAUACGAUAUGAGGAUAAAGGCACAAAGAUUCUUCGUGAUCUCGAAGACAGUUUGUCACUUGAAGUACUAACACUGAAUUCGAAACUAAACGGUUUAAGAAUUAAUAUAAAUCCUGUCGACGAAGAUCGAGAUGCUGAUUUGAAAGGCAAUGGUGGACCUAAAAAACCGAAAAAAGACGUGUGGGUAGUUUGCAAGACGAUAGGUAUCCUACUUGGUGGAGGGUUUGUUGUAUACUUUAGUUGCAGUAUUCUGUAUCGUUUGUAUAGACACCGAUUUACUGAUCCUGCCGCCCCUAAUACAAUAUGGACUUAUGGACGAUUUUCUCUGAGCCGUUCGCUCGGAGGCAAAAUGACAAGCUUGUUGUCAUGGAAGUAGCUCAGAGCUUAUACAA